Molecule: messenger RNA, 1128 nt
Organism: Megalops cyprinoides (Indo-Pacific tarpon)
Lineage: Eukaryota; Metazoa; Chordata; Actinopteri; Elopiformes; Megalopidae
Exons: 1
Coding region: 24-1025 (333 amino acids)
Source: RefSeq, a predicted model, not a curated record
UUUAAGUGUGAAUCGGGACCUCAAUGACUUACAAAGUGGUUUUGGUUGUACUUUACAGGAAAAAAAAAACGUCAAGCACUACGAUUGUCAAAUACAAGUUGGACCAAAUGGCAACAAAAGGUACACGCAAAAAUUACAGAGGACAUGAAGAACAAUUUAUCAAGAAGGAGCAUGCAAUAAUACAAAGAAUAAAAACCAUGCUUCGUUUGAAUAAAGAUCUUGACAAUCUUGGCCCCAUCCCUCCAUACCCGCAGCCUGUGGAGUUCCAUGUAACGAGAGCGAGCCACUUCACUUAUCAGACAGGAAUGGAAGGAAUUGUGAAUUCUGGAGGAUUUCUCCCAGGCCGGGACAAGCUCUUGUGGUGGAGCAUUGAAGUGGAUGAUGAUGACAUCACGGCUGCUGAGAAGCGAUUCCUUCAGUCACUCUUCCCUAACAGAACAGAAGCCCAGGCUGAGAAGCAGAAGCCGUUCCUGCAACAGUUCACCACGUCUCCCGCCUUCCUGAAGUCAUCCCGCUACGGAAACUUCAAGUUCACCUUCGACCUGAAGGAACUCCUGCAUGAGUAUAGAAAACAGAUGUGUAAUGGGGAGAAGCCCAUUCUCAGGGUGUAUGAAACAAUGCUUUACAAGCAGGAGAUCAUACACUCUGUCAUUAUACACAGUCCUGACACCCAUGAAUUUGAUGAGUACCCAAUUUUCCCAACAGGUUUGCAUGAUUUCUUAGAUGGGACUAUUGUCUGGUGCCCAGAGGCAAUGAGUGGUACCCACCGCUAUGAGCUGAUUACAGACGUGGAAGAAAAUACAGUCCAUGCAAGGGAUGUUGGGUGUAAUCCAACACAAUAUGUGUGGAACAAUUUGACCCUGGCAUUCCACAUUAAAUCACUGAAAUUUGAUAAAGCCACGCUGGUUAGUAAACUUAGUGCUUGCAAAAUAAAAGACCCUGAAUUAGCUGAAAUAGCUACACAAAAAGUUGCUCAAUUCAAGGAGAGAUACGGAGCACAGGAUAACAUACCAGUUGUAAACUAAAAGUCAAACCACAGUGGAGCAACAUCAUAACUGGAGAGGAUCAAACAGAUUAUCAUUUCCUCAAAGAACAAAGAAAGCAAAAUUUCAGUAAGAUCCAACAAUA